AUGGUUAGAAUUUCUUUCGAAAAGACUUUUCGUGAAUUUCCAUCAAAUAUGAGGAUACUCGUUGUUGAUACGGACUCUAAUGUUCUUGAAUGCAUCAAGAAGAUAUCUGACGAAUAUUGCUAUGAAGUUAUCACAUGCACAGAAUUGUUACGUGCUACAGAGAUUUUGCAUGAAAGAAAAGUGGGUAUUGAUUUAGUAUUGAUGGAGGUUCAUAUGCCAAAGAUGGAUGGUUAUGAAUUCUUAUUUGCCAACCAAGAAAUUGAUGUUCCUGUCAUCAUGAUGUCUUGGGAUGAUAACAAGAAAUCUGUAAUGAAGAGUAUAAAACUUGGAGGUUGUGAUUACUGGAUUAAGCCUUUGCAUGAGGAUCAACUCAAGAACAUGUGGACACAUGUUGUUAGGAAGUCCAUGAAUGAGAAUAGGAUGAAAGUUGAUAAUGUCGGUGAAUCACCUUCAAGAAAGAAGUCUCGUAUGGUAUGGACACCAGAACUACAUGAUAAAUUUGUCAAAAAUGUCAAUCAAAUUGGACUUGCUAAUGCUGUGCCAAAGAAAGUUCUUGAGCUCAUGAAUAUGCCUGGUUUGACAAGAAACCAUGUUGGUAGUCACUUACAGAAAUAUAGAAAUACUUUGAAGAGAAAACCUCAGCAAUCUGCUACAGAUAUAUCACUACAUAAUCAUCUUCAUGGAGAAGAAGCUUUGAAUAUGGCACUUGAUCACCCAAUGGCUCCCUAUACUACUAACUUUGUUUUUCCACAGUCCUCGAAAACUAUGCCUAACAGUGUUUCACCAGUUCCACAGUCUCUGGUACCCAUCGCCGCCGUCGUCGCCGCAGCCGCCGCCGGAGUUCUAGAAUCGACCGACGACCAUACCAUUCGGAUCGCCUCGGCCGGGCGACCACCGUGGUGCAAAGAUCGCGGCAAACAGACCAUCCACGCGCCUCCACGCGCCGCCGCAAAGGUCACCAGAUCCGCCUCUUCCCAUCGCGCGUUGCCGGCGAGAUCCGCCGCCGACCAGGACCGUCGUGAUCGCCUCCUUGGUUUCUCCCUCUUCAUGGCUGCCCAACUUGAUGAUCGGAGUCGGUCUCGCCAGCCAGGAAUUUCUCAACCGUAA
Vigna angularis (adzuki bean) is the source of this 1107-nucleotide messenger RNA. Its product is annotated as two-component response regulator ORR21. Gene Ontology annotation, molecular function: DNA binding. The record is from RefSeq and is a predicted model, not a curated record. The coding region runs from base 1 to 1107 and encodes 368 amino acids. The transcript has 9 exons. Lineage: Eukaryota; Viridiplantae; Streptophyta; Magnoliopsida; Fabales; Fabaceae. Gene Ontology annotation, biological process: cytokinin-activated signaling pathway; phosphorelay signal transduction system.